Echinops telfairi (small Madagascar hedgehog) is the source of this 960-nucleotide messenger RNA. RefSeq names its product olfactory receptor 6C6-like. The record is from RefSeq and is a predicted model, not a curated record. Gene Ontology annotation, cellular component: membrane. The transcript is spliced from 3 exons. Lineage: Eukaryota; Metazoa; Chordata; Mammalia; Afrosoricida; Tenrecidae. Gene Ontology annotation, biological process: G protein-coupled receptor signaling pathway. Gene Ontology annotation, molecular function: G protein-coupled receptor activity; olfactory receptor activity. The coding region runs from base 1 to 960 and encodes 319 amino acids.
AUGAAGAACCAGUCAAUGGAGCUAGAGUUCAUUCUUCUUGGACUGUCUGAUGAUCCUCUACUGCAAAUUGUGAUUUUCCUUUUUCUUUUUCUCAAUUACGUUUUGAGCCUGAUAGGAAACUUCAUCAUAAUCCUCCUUACCCUGCUUGAUCCCCGCCUUAAGACUCCAAUGUAUUUCUUCCUCCGAAAUUUCUCCUUUUUAGAAAUUUCAUUCACUACGGUCUGCAUUCCAAGGUUCUUGACUACCAUUCUGACUGGGGACAAAACAAUUUCCUAUAAUAGUUGUGCAGCUCAAUUAUUCUUUUUCCUUUUAUUAGGAGUUACAGAGUUUUACCUUCUGGCUGCCAUGUCCUAUGACCGCUAUGUUGCCAUCUGCAAACCCCUGCAUUACCCCAUCAUCAUGAACAAUCGAGUGUGCUACCAGCUUGUCCUCAGCUCUUGGGCAACUGGCUUCCUAAUCAUCUUUCCCCCUUUGGUCUUGGGGCUCCAACUCGAUUUCUGUGCUUCCAGAACUAUUGAUCACUUCCUGUGUGACUCUUCUCCGAUCCUACAGAUCUCUUGCACAGAUACUCGACUAAUAGAAUUGAUGGCCUUUGUUUUAGCUGUGGUGACACUUGUGAUCACAUUUUUGUUAGUAGUCCUCUCCUAUGUACACAUUAUCAAAACCAUUCUCAAAUUCCCUUCUGCUCAACAACGCAGAAAGGCAUUUUCCACAUGUUCCUCACAUAUGGUUGUUGUCUCCAUUACUUAUGGGAGUUGCAUCUUUAUGUACAUGAAGCCAUCAGCAACAGAAAGGGUGACUUUAACGAAAGGUGUAGCUGUGCUCAAUACUUCUGUUGCCCCAUUAAUCUCUCCACAAGACUUUUCAUUUUCACUGAACAAUCAGUCCUUGAAAAAGAUAGACUUUUGGGAGAGGACAGUGUCAGUGACAAAAAAGGAAGGCAUCAACGAGAUGGAGUGA